Messenger RNA from Gryllus bimaculatus (two-spotted cricket), 1252 nucleotides. NCBI's taxonomy places the organism in Eukaryota, Metazoa, Arthropoda, Insecta, Orthoptera, Gryllidae. The record is from the annotation of a GenBank genome assembly.
AUGUUUACAGGCACUGGUCUAAUUCCACUGAACAAAGGUAGCGUUGGUCUUGGCGGUGCAGAGCGGCAUGUAGAGCUUGAACUCGGCCGGCAGCUCGUCCUCGGUGUAGAGGCGGUCGGAGAAGUACACGCGGCGCACGCGGCAGUUGGCGUGGAUCUGCACGCGCGUCGUCUCGAUGUAGUUGGUGCCGUAGGCGCGGCGCGUGAAGUCCGCCAGGUUGAACUGGAUCUGGUUCCAGCCGUUGUUGAGGCCGAUGGGCAUCGUGCACGCGAACGGCCGCACGCGCGUCGUCGACUGGUAGUUGCUGACGCGGAAGCGCCGACGCAUGUCCUUGUCGUCCAGGACCUGCGCAGCCAACCACCAGCCCGCCCCGCUCAGCCGGUCAUUCGCUCAACCUGCCACUCCCUCAGCCAGCCGCUCGCUCAGCCAACCGCUCAGUCAGCCACUCAUUCUGCCGACCACCCGCUCAACCCACCACCCAGUCAGCCACCGUCUCGGUCAACUACUCACUCGGCCAACGACCCGCUCAAACAAUCAGAAUUCCGCCACAGAACAUCUAUAGGACAGUGACUCUUGAAAAUUAAAUCCAUUAAGAUGAGUAUCAUCAGUGGCGACAAUAGAACUGAAAGCGAUAGAUAACCUUUUGCGCUUCGUCUCUUGAAAGAAUUCUUUCACCUUUUUUUCAGUGAUCUUGCGAAGAAAUGACUAAGGUCGAAAUCACAUUUCAUUAUCUCUUUACCAUCGAUACAGUGUUACCACCAGGCUUGCAUGGACCAGCUCGUCGAGCAUUUAGAUAAGUCAGUUGUGAACACAUUGUUUAAGAAACUGGUGUGUUUUCAAAUGUUUUAUGUGUCGCAAUACAACUGUGUCAAUGAAAUCAAAGACAUAGCCCGUCAUCUUGUACGUUACUGAAUUAACUGUUUCUUUAGUGCAAUCAUUAUUACAAAAAUUUGAGGACCAACAUUUUAGACAAAAACUCAAAUCAAAAAAUUAACAUCUUGUUAUUUGAUACGUUAAUCUUGAUAUCUGUAAAUUCAAAUAUUACGUUGGCAAAAUUAUUUAUGAAUGGUUAAAUUUAAUUUAUAUAAUCCAUAUCUACAUAAAUUAGGUUUCAAACUGCUUUUUGACUGUGGCAGUGAGAGACCUUAUAUGGACCUUCUGCAUCGAGGCCCUGCGAGAACAGUUGUGACGUUAAUCUUUUAAAAUAAAAUGAGCUCGAAUUAUUUUCACAUUACGUAGUAAUGUACUUUUA